Molecule: messenger RNA, 1767 nt
Organism: Chlorella variabilis
Lineage: Eukaryota; Viridiplantae; Chlorophyta; Trebouxiophyceae; Chlorellales; Chlorellaceae
Exons: 11
Coding region: 1-1767 (588 amino acids)
Molecular function (GO): glycosyltransferase activity
Source: RefSeq, a predicted model, not a curated record
AUGGUGAGCGAGGGGAUCGUGUAUAGCAUGCGCAAGGCGGGCAUGCCGGGCCCCGUGACCCGCCUCGUGAGCUGCACGCCCGAGGACUGGGAGAGGCUGCCCCAGGCGGACAGGGAGCUGGAGUUUGAGGGUGUGGCCACCCACAUGGCGCCAUCCUACAGCGUGCACCCCCGCACCGGCGACGUCUACCCUGGCAUCAACAAGCCGGUGGCGGUGAUCGACUGGCUGGCGCACACGGAUGUGCGGGAGGACUAUGUGCUGGUCAUCGAUGCAGACAUGAUCAUGAGGCGGCCCGUGCUGCCGCAGGCGAGCGGGCGCUGGGUGGUUUGGGUGCUGGCGGGGCGGGGCUGCGCCUGUGGGCCGGCGCUGGCGCAGGAGCUGGGGGCCGCCCCGGGGACCGCCGUCAGCGGGUUUUUUGGCUACAUGGUUGGCGUGGAGAAUGAGCUGGCGCUGCGCCAUGUGCCCGAGGUGGAGCCGCGCCAGGACAGCCUGGCGGGGCCGGUGGGCCGCCGCGGAGACCAGGUGGGCGGCUUCACCCUGAUGGAGCGGGAGGACUUGCGGCGGGUGGGGCCCCUGUGGCUGCAGCUGUCCGAAGACGUGCGGUUCGACCCCAAGGCCUGGAACCUGACUGGCGACCACUAUGCGCGGGAGGGCGAGCGCCCCUGGAUCGCUGAGAUGUAUGGCUACAGCUUUGGCUGCUCGCGGGCGGGGGUGUGGCACCGGGUGCACACCACCGCCAUGCUGUACCCAGGGUACGAAGUGGGGCUGGAGCACUUCCAGGAGCCGGUGCGCGUCCUGCACUACGGCAUUCUGUGGGAGGUGGGCGCGGGCAGCGGCUACUCCUUUGACAAGCACUGGCACUACGACUUCCAGGCCCUGGCAUGCCCGCCCUGGAACCUCAGCUCCAGCCCGCACAGCGCCAAGCGCGGCCUGUUUGCCCACCCGCCGCGCCCCUCCUCCCUGGCCACCACCGGAGCCAGCUUCCUGCGGGACCUGCUGGCCAUAGAGGUCAUCUCCACCCUGAACGAGGCAUUCUGCGACAGGCACCGCAAGGUGUGCCCGCCGUCAGAGGAGCUGGAGCGCGAGUGCGGCACGGCAGAGGAGAUUGCCAGGGAGGUGGCGGCGGCACACGCCAGCCUGGAGAUACCUCCAGAGCUGGUACAGCAGGCAGAGGAGGCGGCAGAGGAGCAGCAGGCACAGGCGGCGGAGGCGGCGGAGGAGGCACCAGGCCCCUACCCCUACCAUGAGCGGGACAUUGUGGCAGAGGGGAUAGCGCAGCACCCCGAGCGGCGCGCAGAGCGGGCAGCAGCGGCAGCAGAUGCAGAAGAUCCGGCAUGGGAUUCCGAGGCAGCGGCAGAGGCCUACCAUGCCGAGGCAGGCGCAGAGGAUUGGGACGAGGCAGCAGCGGCAGAGGCUGACCAUGGGGAGGCAGGCGCAGACGAUUGGGAGCAUUCCGAAGCAGCAGGACAGGCCUACCAUGGAGAGGCAGGCGCAGAGGAUUGGGAGGAUUCCGAAGCAGCACCGCCGGCCUACUAUGAAGAGGCAGAGGCAGACGACUGGGAGGAUUUCCAAGCAGAGGCCGACCAUGAGCAGGCAGCGGAAGAGUGGGAGGAGGGCGAGCCGCAAGACGGCUCAGAGUGGGAGACCGCAGAGGAGCGCAGCGUGGAGGGGCUGGCAGAAGAGGACAGCCAGCAGGCGACGCAGUACACGGCGGCAGACGAGGCAGGCACAGGCAGCGACGCUUGUGAACCGCACACCGAGCUGUGA